AUGAAUUGCGACAAAGUUUUAGAUGCAACAAUGUUUAUGGAAUUAAAAAAUGAGACUGAAGACCUUUUUAUGUUAGAAGAAAUUGGAAAUAAUAAAAUUUCUGUUGAGAGUGUAUUGAGUGAUUCGCUAAUACAACCUUUAGAUAGGGAUAGCGUUGAUUCUAAAUUGGUUGAAAACAUUUAA
This is a messenger RNA of Racocetra persica, 183 nucleotides long. The record is from the annotation of a GenBank genome assembly. Lineage: Eukaryota; Fungi; Glomeromycota; Glomeromycetes; Diversisporales; Gigasporaceae.